AAAACCAACAUGAGUUUGUCUGGAACCGCAUCCAAAAACCAAUCGCGAAGAAGCUCUCGGCGGCAUCGUACUAAAGAUUUGGAACAGGAGGUGGAGUUAAUUAUGUCACAAGAGGAUGAUAGUGAUAUGGAAAUGGAAAAGUCGAAAGAAAAUGAUUUACCGACUACACCCAAAUCACACAAGCAGAUUGAUUAUCAGCAUCGAUCUCCUAGCGUAGGUACGAACGAUACACUGGCACAAACGCCUAGGCGGAGCACUCGCAAGAGCAUUAAACCGGUUCAAGAAUAUGAAGAUAUUGUAAGCCGCAAACGUCAGUUGAGAUCUGCCUCUAAGAUCGAAGCGGAAAACAUACAAGAUGCUGAUGAAGAGCCACAAGCCAAAUGGACGCCAGCUAAAGUGGGUCGUGUUUCACAAAAACGGAGCCGUAAAAGCCGCAAAUCGACGAAAAAUCAAAAUAAGUCAAAAAUAAUUAGUUCAAGUGAAGCUGAAGAUAAUGAAUAUGAAAAGGACAGUCUAAAAACUAACACUUCUGAAGAAAGUCUACAAAUUCAGGAUUCGGUUGAUACGGUAGAAUCCGAAGCUGUGGCUGAGAAAAAUAUGGACAUACUUAUCAAUAAAAUUACUGAAAAUAAGGCCAAAUACACCAACGAAAAUAUUGGGAGUGAAUUAAGCAAAGAGCAACAAGAAGAUUGUAUCAAUUUUAAAGAAAAGGACAGUCUAAAAACUAACACUUCUGAAGAAAGUCUACCAAUUCAGGAUUCGGUUGAUACGGUAGAAUCCGAAGCUGUGGCUGAGAAAAAUAUGGACAUACUUAUCAAUAAAAUUACUGAAAAUAAGGCCAAAUACACCAACGAAAAUAUUGGGAGUGAAUUAAGGAAAGAGCAACAAGAAGAUUGUAUCAAUUUUAAAGAAAUUGAAGCAAAGCAAGGCGAUGGCGUUGGAACUUAUUUAAAAAAUGAUACUUUCAACACAUCUGAUUUAGGGAUUAAUCCAUUGCCUGAAGAAAUCGAAGAAAAUGAGGGACAGCAAACAAAUUCAGAGCAAAAAAUAUUCAAUGCUAUGAAUGAAUCAUUCACCAUAACUCCAGACGCCUUAGAAGUAAAUAAUGUAGAAGUCCCAGUUGUAAUAAAUAAUGAAGAUUCUGGCUAUAAAUUGGAGGACCAACAAAAAAGUGAGGAUUCUUAUAACAAAGCAUCUGGGGAUGUGGAGGUAGAUGAUUCAGAAAUCCCACUGGUUAUAAUUAAAGAUGACACAUUGAAUAACAGCGAUUGCGUGUUGGUAAAUAAGGAUUUAUCGGAACACGUAGAUGACGACAUGCAGCCAUUACGACUUUCCGAUGAAGAAAGUUCCACAUCCCCACCCCGAAAAGCACCACGUGUAAUUCUGACUAAUGAGGAGGGGAAAGAGCAAAUUUUAAAUUCUUCCACUCUGUUUAAUGCGGGUGUAACACCGAAGAGAUAUUCGAAGACCGUGGAACGUAAGCCAACUCCUUUUAGACCUAAGGCUACUGUUCCAAAUAACGAAGAAGAAGAAGAUUGUGAAGAGGGUGCACACUCAAUAACAAUAGAAGUUUCUAAAAUGGAGCCUAAAGAAAUUGUAUUGCGUAGCAUUCGAAAACGUUCUUUGUCCGUGUGCAUUGGUAAUACUGAAGCAGAAAAUAGGCGCAAAAAUGUUACAUUUUAUAGUCCUGCUAAUCAAACGACUAUAUUGGAAGACUUGGACACACGCAUUGUGCAAAGUGUGAAGAAAAAUUACGGCGCAAAAACGGGUGGCAACGUAACGUCAUUUGUAACUCAGCGUCGCAAACGGUCUAUGUCCUUUGAUGAGGCUUUGAUAAAUAAAU
Messenger RNA from Rhagoletis zephyria (snowberry fruit fly), 1843 nucleotides. Its product is annotated as thioredoxin domain-containing protein 2-like. The record is from RefSeq and is a predicted model, not a curated record. Lineage: Eukaryota; Metazoa; Arthropoda; Insecta; Diptera; Tephritidae.